Messenger RNA from Neurospora crassa OR74A, 2207 nucleotides. Its product is annotated as membrane transporter. Gene Ontology annotation, biological process: transmembrane transport. The record is from RefSeq and is a predicted model, not a curated record. Gene Ontology annotation, molecular function: transmembrane transporter activity. NCBI's taxonomy places the organism in Eukaryota, Fungi, Ascomycota, Sordariomycetes, Sordariales, Sordariaceae. The coding region runs from base 351 to 1784 and encodes 477 amino acids. The transcript is spliced from 3 exons.
CAAAGUUCUAUUAACUAGGACUUGAACCACGAGACUGAUCGCGUCCCUUUUCAAUGGACCGGAUGGCCCCAGAAGUAGUACCAUUUCUCUUUCUUGAAUAUCUGUUUCGCUGUACCUUACCACUACCUUCCACCCUUCGCGAACAGCUCCAAUAUGGCGACCUCUCCGGCACCUGAGAAGGUCGAAUCCGACGGCCACGAACAACACGAGACCAAAUCUGGCGCCGGAAGUGUUCGGGCCGUCAGCAGAACUACUACUCAUGAUGGUGAAGAUAUCUUGGGUCUGCAAGACCUCGACCGAGCUCUCAAUAGGAAGAUGCAUUUGGUCAACAACGCCAUUGACGAGAUAGGAUGGACACCCUACCACACCAAGCUCUUCAUCCUCAACGGUUUUGGGUGCGUGAGCCGACUCCAUUUCCACAACCCCAUGAACUUACCACAUUGGCCAGAUAUGCCGUCGACUCCCUCGUCCUCCUCCUCCAAGGCGUCAUCGCCGGUCCAGCUUUCCGCGAGUUUGGAGAACAUGGAUACAACAACGCCAUGACCAUUGCUGGCUAUGUCGGCAUGCUCAUCGGAGCUUUGUUCUGGGGCUUGGGUGCUGACAUCAUUGGCCGCCGGUUCGCCUUCAACGUCUCCCUCCUACUGUGCUCGAUCUCCGUCAUCAUUGCUGGGGCCAUGCCGAACUGGCCAUCUCUGGGCUUGUGGAUCGCGCUUAUCGGGUUCGGUGCGGGAGGAAACCUGGUCUUGGAUACGACCGUCUUUUUGGAAUAUCUGCCUGGGAACAAGCAGUGGGUGCUUACUCUGAUGGCUGGGUGGUGGGGAUUGGGCCAGGCUGUCACUGGAUUUGUGGCAUGGGGUUUUCUAGUCCCCGAGAAAUGGAACUGCCCAUCAGUCGAUGUCUGCACGAGGCAAAACAACAUGGGGUGGAGAUAUGUCAUGUUCACCAGCGGCGCCCUUGUCUUCGUCAUGUCCAUCCUCCGAGUCACCGUCAUUCGCCUAAGAGAGACGCCGAAAUAUCUUCUUGCUUUGGGUGAAGAUGCCCAGGUUGUCGAAACCUUCCAGUUCCUGGCGUCAAAGUACAACCGACACUGCUCUCUGACCGUCGACAAGCUCGAUGCAUGUGGUGUCGUGUUGGGUACUCACAGCAAGAACCGCUUUUCCUUUGCAGAGACGCUUGUACAUCUUCGGGGACUGUUCUCGACGCCCAAGAUAGCCCUUUCGACUUCACUGAUAUGGGUGUCAUGGGCCAUGAUGGGCUUAGCUUACCCUCUGUUCUACGUCUUCCUACCAAGCUAUCUCGCCUCUCGCGGAGCGAACCUGAACGUCUCGCCCUUUGAAACCUGGCGCAAUUACACUCUCACCAACAUCAGUUCCAUCUUUGGACCCUUGCUGGCGGGUUGGAUGUGUAACAUACCUUUCCUCGGACGGCGAUACACGAUGCUCAUCGGCACACUGAUGACAGCUGCCUUCUUCUUCGCCUACACAUCCGUCCGCAACGGUGCCCAAGAUGUCGGCUUCUCUUGCUCUAUUGCUUUCUGCCUCAACAUCUACUAUGGCACCCUGUAUGCCUACACACCAGAGGUUCUCCCCAGUGCCCACCGAGCGACGGGAAACGGAGUGGCAGUGGCUUGCAACCGUGUCAUGGGAAUCCUCUCGGCUGUUAUUGCCACUGUGUCGAACACUUCGACUAGUGCGCCCCUCUACAUCUGCGGAGCGUUACUUGUGGCGAUGGGGGUUCUGAGCGCCUUCUUUCCCUUUGAGCCUUAUGGCCGCAGGAGUUCGUGAAAUCGAGUCUUGUGGCACUUGUCUCUCCAGCCUACUAAGGGUUCACUACGGCAAGGGGCGGGAGUAGUCUGGAACAAAUAGUUAUAUUCCAAUGUUCGCCGUCGCUGUUUUCGUCUUCCUAUACCAUACAUGACCAGUGCACCUCCAUGUGACAAAGCUGAGAUCCAUAAAACAAGAAACAAAUCCGCUAACUUCUUCCCUUGACCGUCUUUUCUCCGGACUCGAUACCUCAAACCACGGCAAUCAGUCAGAUACCCCGUCCAACCAUUUCGUUCAUGAAUCAAAAACCCCGAUUUGAAAUAGAAAGAAACAUCCGGGCGCCUGUAGUCACGGAGCCCUGGCUGUGGAAACUAUACUACCAACACGCUCAACCUUUUGUGGUAAAGUACACAACUGCACAACUAGAAAUCAAAAACACAACGA